Halteromyces radiatus is the source of this 3918-nucleotide messenger RNA. RefSeq lists its product as uncharacterized. Bases 138 to 3806 code for a protein of 1222 amino acids. The record is from RefSeq and is a predicted model, not a curated record. The transcript has 11 exons. Lineage: Eukaryota; Fungi; Mucoromycota; Mucoromycetes; Mucorales; Cunninghamellaceae.
UUUUUUUCUUUCUUUCUUUCUUUUCGUUGGUUAAAAAAAAAGACAAGUCAUCCAUCAUAUCAUUUUACUUUUGAAAAGAAGAAACUAUUUUGAAUAAAACGCGCAUAGAAAAGAAGGGUCCAUCUGUAUAGUAAAGAAUGCCUUUAUUGAACAAAAAACGAAUUGUUCUCUCUUCACCAAUACGAUUGGAUGGAAAACGACGACGGAAAGAAGUUUAUUAUUUGAAAUGUACCGAUGAAGUUUUUCCAAAUUACGAAUCUUAUAUUAAACGUUGGACUCUUUGUCAUAGACGUAUUUGGGAAUGUGAAGUCACUGGUCGUCAACAUCUAACUUAUCAACAAGCAAAGGAAAGUGAACAAGGUGAUAUUCGUGUAGAAUUCAAAUUUUGUCUUGUCCUUCGGAAACGAUUAUUAUCUCAUAUUCAAUUCAAAACGAUGGGACUAGAUGCUUUGGCUCAAAAUUUGUAUACUACAUUUCUUACUGAUUUUGUCAUUGGUGAAGUCGUUUAUUGUUCGCUUGGUGGUCAUACUUAUCUUGGUCAAAUUCUAGAUAUUAUCCCAAAUCCAAAUUUUAUUCCUCCUCCACCUUCCAUCAAGAACGAAGAAGAAGAUGAAGAAGAAGAAUGUGUACCUCGUCAAGCCAAUGGUCGAUUAAGAUUUCCUGAUGCUUUUCUUCAUCCUGAACCAACCUCUGUGGAUUCUACAACAAAUAACAAUCGUAUUACUUCAUCAACCCAAUCAAAACAUUCUUUAGACUCAAAUCGAUUCAGAUAUCGUGUUCAAUUGAUUGACAAUGAAGGUGCUCCUCUAGAAAAGUCUGUGCGGAUUCUGGAGCUAUCUGAAUUAUCUCGUGAUUCUCACUAUUUUAAUCACUCUGUUCUUCAACAUCUCAUUCGUGAAACUGCUUCUAGAGAUAGCUAUAUUGGUGCUCCUUGGUUACUCAAAGAACAUGUCGCCAAACAAUAUGAUAUUUCAACGAAGUUACCAUCACAAUUACAAAAAGUGCAAGAUACAGCUUACUACAAUAUCAUUCAACAACGUCAACAGCAAAGACCACGCAGGACCCUUAGCAACAACUAUCCACAACAUUCUCCAAAUCAUCACAGUAACAGCUCCACAAGUACAUGGUCCAUUCAUCAAUCUUUCCCACCGUCUAACCACCUUGCAAUGAAAGAAGAACGGGAUGCCGAAAAACAAGCAAGAAAGGAAGAACACCAGCGACUCAAGAUUCAGCAAAAGUUAGAAAAGGAACGUAUUCGGGAAGAAAGAAAGAAACAAGCAGCCGUCAAGUACCCAAUUGAAGAUCUUGACUUGCCGAUUUAUCGAAAAGAUCCUAAUCAUCAUUGGACCUUGGUUGAUAUGACACCCAGUAACUACCAUUUACCUCCAUCACAACAACAGCAAGUAUCUACAUCAUCACCGUCAUCAUUACUCAAUUCACCUGUUACAACCCCUAUCAUAGACAACACCAAUCAACACCAAUCAUCUUUCAAUCAAGAAAAAUCGUCCAGUGUUCGUAUUCCUUACCCUUGUGGUGGUCGUGGUCCAAGGCCUAUUCCAAAUGAACGCUCAUGUUUAGAUACCAUGGAUGACCAACAAUUUGAAGCUAUGAUGACCGUCUGGAGCUUCUUGACCGUAUUUUCCGUGCCUCUGAAGUUACCUACUAUGACCAUUGAACUCUUUGAAUCAUCUUUACUGACUCCAACGACUUCUGGAUCUACAACCACAUCAACUUCCUUGACUCCUUUAAUUCAAAGUUUCACCAGUUUACUGAAUAUCAUCAUUAAGGAACGACAACAAGGAACGACAAGCGAUAUUGUAAAUGGUGAUCAUGUUGAAGACUAUUUGCAAGAUAACGCCGACUCCAGUAGCUCUGCUGAAGAUGAUAGUGAUGAUGAUGAUGAUGAUAAGGAUAAAAAAGAGGAUGAUACUCCUCGUAUGGAUUCUGACAAUGAUGAUGAUGAUGAUAAUGAACGUUCUAUUCGAAAACGGGCGACAAUCGAAAGGCGAAAAACUAGACAAUCAACAGGGUCUUUGAAAAGAAAUGAUACUCGUGAAAAGUACAAUGGUGAUAACAAAAACAACAGCGAUGAUAAGGAUGACGAUGAUUCUCAUUCUGGACUUGGUUGGCGGGAACAAGAACCAUUACGUUUGUCUAAAGAUUGGGACAAGAAGGAAAUCCGAUCGGAUCGUCGAAACUGGCUGGUGGCAUUGAUUGGAUGUUUGAAUGAUGUGGCUACUCCACUUUUGGUACCUGGUAUAGAUUCUAUUUUACAUCACUUACUACCUAGAGCACAUAGCACUAUUGUGGAACGAGAUCGUCAAUUUGCUUCACUGGAUAUCGGUCGGAAAUUACAAUUGUUAUCUUUCUUGAUCGAGGUUGUCAAUGAAUCUGUGAUCAUCAAGAAUUAUAUGGAUGAAUGUCAAGAUCAGAUGACUGAAUUAAGACGACAAAAAGCAGAAUGGAACAAGGAAUAUAAGCUCUUUGUUGCACGAAAAGCCGCCUUGGAAAAAAAACAGGAUGAACAACUCCAAAAACGACAAGGUAACGACGACACUACUGAUGGCCAGGAUGCAGACAACGAUACCAAUGAUUCUACAGCUGAUGCGGAUGAACACAAUAAAACUUUGGAUGAAGACGACGAUGACGAUGAAGACAAUGACAAUGAUGAGUUUUCAGAUGACGAUGAAGACAUGGAUGAAGAUGAUGAUGACGAUGAUGAUGAAGACCUAGAUGAAGAGGAUGAAGACGAAGAUGAAAGUGAAGCUUCUAGUGAUGAUGAAAAUGGUUUUUCUGGUUCCGACGUGGAAAAUCAAAGUGAAAGGAUUCCCAAAAAACGAAAGACCAAAUACGGACAAUUACAUCAGUCAAGGCAGGUGAAAUUACAAAGGAAAAAGCAACGACGAGCAAUCAAGGAAGAACUCCAGAAAAAGCGACAUGCCAAGAAAAAGCAAGAAGCAAAACUUAAACAUCAGGAACUACGACAACGACAAGAAGAUAGACGACAACUCAAACAAGAGGAACAGGCAUUGAAACAAAAAGAAGAGCAACUGGAAAGGGAAAUGCGACGCUACAUGAUCUUACGAAUACGGCCUCUUGGGAAAGAUCGUUUCUUCAAUCGGUAUCUCUACUUGGAUAACAUUGGUACACCAGAUCAUCAUGGCACAGGGCGUUUAUAUGUUCAAUCUCCCACCUUUGUCGAUAUUUUACAAAUGAUGGAUCGUGAUUUUCAUCCAUCAUCCAACGGUGUUGUCAGUGGUCCUACGACGAUUGGAUCGCCUGCUUCUUCUUCAGCCGCCGCGACGCCUACACCAAAUGGACAGCAAUAUCAAGACGAAAGUACAUCUAUUACGCCGGCAUGGGGUCGUGGUGGAGGACGACAGUUUAUUUUAGAAUUAAUGAAGGAACAAGGUUUGAUCAAGGAACGCGACUGGCUGGCGCAAAGAAUGGAUGCUCUGCAACAAGAAUUAGACAAUGUGGAUACCAUACGGCAGCAAUCCUCCUCUAGUACAUUGGACCAUUCCUUCUGUAGUCAUCAUCCUGCAUUAUCACAACAUCUUCAUCAACAACAAGGUGGUGGUUGGUGGUACUACUACUCCGAUCCUGAACAAAUCCAUCAAUUACUAGCUUGGUUAAAUCCAAAGGGAAUUAGAGAAUACAAGCUACGCAAUGAAAUCGUGAAACAUCAACAUUAUAUUAUGGAAUCCAUGAAAAAGCAUGAUAAAAUGGAAAAACAAUCAACUCAAACAACUCAAGCGACUCCCACUUCUCCUAUCACCCGUGUGACUCGUGCCAAGAAAUCAUGACCUUUUGACUCCAUUCAAUCAUUUGUAGUUUACUAGUUUUUUAUUUGGAAUUGAAUGAAUAAUAAAAACAAAAAGACAUUGAUCUCUUUGAUUCUCUUUUACAACUACUGUG